UUUUCAACCCUAUUUAUUAAUGUUGAAAAACGGCGCGCGGCAUUCAUGUGAAGGUUUUGUUUUUGUGUGAAAUUGUAUUGAAAUUAAAGAAGAAAAAUGAGCGUGGAGGAUGUGAUUCGGGAGAUCGACCGCCUCAACCUGGAGACGGUCCUGCAACAUGCCGCACUAGCGAGUCUCACAUGCACGGGUCGCACUCUGGGUUCCGACAAAAAUCCAUUUCGAAUUCCUGUUGACGAGAAUGACCUCGUACUUCCAGAUGAAUCUCCAACGAAAGCGGAAAAUCUCUUCCCCGUUACUAUUGACUUAGAACCCAGUUUAAGCUGCUUCCCGGACGCGGAUGCCAUCAACGCAAGCAUCGUAAAGAGGGAACUGGCGGAGCAGUGUAAAAAGAGCGUUCGAAUGCAGUUGAAUCAACUCCAGGAAAGGCAGCAGUCCUUCCGUUCGAAACUGGACAAGCAGCAGAAGGAGCAAGAGAACCUCGAAACCGUCAAUCACAAGGCGCUGCGAAAGGAGCAAGAAAUCCUUAUUUGCCAAAAGGCCGACCAACUGGCCAAUGCCCAUUUGGAUGCCCAGCAGCGGGAGCAGCAGGCACUGCGCCGUCAAACGGAUCAGAAACUGCACAAGCUGGCCCUGGAGGGCGUGGCCCGCUGUCAGAGGCGUUUCGGUAAGAAGUUCGAGGGUAUCACAAAGCUGCUACUCUCCCUGGACAAGGACACGGUUCAGGUCUGCUCUUCGCACAACCGACAGCUCAAGGAUCUCGCCCAGCAGUUCGAGCAGCUCGUGAGCAACGUGAAAGCAGGAAAGUGUGAGCAGACGCAGUAUUUGCGGUCCAUCAUUAAGGCAGAACAAUGCUGCAAGAGCUUGGAUGCUCUGGAAAUGGACAUGAUCAAGCAGUUGGCGGAGUUCUCGGAGCUAAUCCAGCAGCAGCUGAAGGUGGAGGAGGCCAAAAAGCACGAGGAGGAACAAAGAAAGAAGCUCGAGGAGAAAAAGCGCCUCCAGAAAGAAAAGGAAGAGUCCGAGGCGCGUCAGACUCAACAGCAGCAGCAGCAGGCAGAGGAGGCAGCCAAAGCUGCUGCGGCGGCCCAAGCAGCGGCAGCCAACACAGGAGCCACAGAGGUCCAACCAACGGCAGCAAAACCCGCAGUUGUUCCUCCCACUGCCGACCUAUCUACCUCCUACGUCCACCCAGAUCGAUUGAAGUUUUACAACGAAAUCCUGGCCUUGUACCAGGCCAAAGUGGAUGCAGUGAAGCCACUACAAACAGAGGAAUCACUAAAGCAGUACCGCACCGGGUGCCAGCGGGCCAUAAAUCUGCCCCUGAACGCCAUUUCGGCGGUGAGUCCCCAGCACUUGAGCAACAACUUUGACAAACUCUACAGCUUCUUCGCCGGGCAGCCGGUGAAGCUGCUGAAUGGAGCUUCAAUGACCAUCAACGAUCAUCCACUGGCCCGCGACUACUGCCUGCUCCUGAUGGCCAAGAAGUUUGUCAGCCAAACGGAGACUGCCAUCUCCAGCAACCCGCAGGCCGCCUUCCCCUUCGCCUCCGUCAUUGUCACGUUUUGGAAACUGCUACCCGACUUUGGAAAGAUUUUCCUGGCCUACCUAUACAAGGAGUCGCCGUUCCUAGUGCCCUACGUGAUUCCCCAGCAGCAGGGACAGUCCCCUGAGCAAUACCUAAAGACUAUUGGUUACCGCCUGACUGACAACGAGCUGGAAAAGCCGGAUAUGUAUCUGAAAAGACAGACGGGAAUAGCUCGACUGUAUUCGGCUGUCAUCAUCACACCGGGACGAAAGGCUGAUGGGCCGGAGCACUGUUACGGUCUUGAGGAGGGAUGGCGUUGGCUGGCGCAUAUGGUGCAUGUUAAGCCGUUGCCCGAUGUCAGUGCCACCCUUAUAAUGGAGGUUCUACAGACCCUCGGAUUCGAAAUGCUGCGCACCUACGGCAAGCAGUUUGUGAAACUUUUGUGUUACAUCCAGAACACGUACAUGCCGCAGUUGUCGGCACACGACGAAGGCGGCCCGAAGACCCGACUGGAAAUGAUACUGGCCAAGUUCCUGCGAGAACGCCAGAUACCCCAAGCCGUUGGCCUACUUCCCCCCGGCUUCUGGUAGUUUUGUAAACCUAGUGCAUAACAACAAUUAUUUAUGAAAUGUUAAAAGAAUUUAAGAAACUGUCCAUUGUAUUUGAUUUAAGAGACAAGCAAGUGUCAUUUCCAGAAAUGCAACGUUUGAAAGCCA
This is a messenger RNA of Drosophila ananassae, 2238 nucleotides long. RefSeq names its product nucleoporin Gle1 (gene Gle1). The record is from RefSeq and is a predicted model, not a curated record. Gene Ontology annotation, biological process: poly(A)+ mRNA export from nucleus; regulation of translational initiation; regulation of translational termination. Gene Ontology annotation, cellular component: nuclear pore; nuclear pore cytoplasmic filaments; cytoplasm. Gene Ontology annotation, molecular function: inositol hexakisphosphate binding; translation initiation factor binding; phospholipid binding. NCBI's taxonomy places the organism in Eukaryota, Metazoa, Arthropoda, Insecta, Diptera, Drosophilidae. The transcript is spliced from 2 exons. Bases 97 to 2112 code for a protein of 671 amino acids.